CCAGAGUAGCGUCGUAACGACACUUUUUUCCCCAGUCCCUGUUAAAGAGUUAGACCGGGCCAGAGUUGGUGCUGGGGGGUCGCCUAUAGUUUAGUAAUUUCCUGGGGGGUAAUUGCUGCGUUUUUUUUUUUUUUUUUAAAACCCAUCAGAUUUUCUUUUCUUUUUUCUUUUUCUUUUUUACUUCUCUGAAAUAUCGCCACUCUCUCACUCUUAAGAUCUGAUACCCCUUCGAGAUUUUUCCUUUCAGAUCAUGAACAAACUAUAUGUUGGGAAUUUAAGUCCUUCGGUCACUGUCGAGGACUUGAAGGAGCUCUUCGGGGAGAGGAAGCUGCCAGUGGCCGACCAGGUCCUACUGAAAUCCGGCUAUGCUUUUGUGGACUUCCCCGAUCAGAACUCGGCCAUAAAGGCUAUAGAGACUCUUUCUGGUAAAGUUGAAUUACACGGAAAGCUGAUAGAGGUAGACUACUCUGUUCCCAAAAAACUAAGGAGUCGGAAGAUCCAGAUCCGGAACAUUCCCCCUCAUCUACAGUGGGAGGUUUUGGACGGCCUUCUAGCUCAGUAUGGUACUGUAGAAAACGUGGAACAAGUGAACACUGAUACAGAAACAGCAGUGGUGAAUGUUACGUACGCAACCAAGGAGGAAGCUAAAGAAGCCAUUGAGAAGUUAACAGGACACCAGUUCGAGGACUAUUCUUUAAAGGUGUCAUAUAUUGUGGACAUGGAUGCUGCUCCACCCGACCAGGCUCCCCGCACGCGGCGCGGGGGUCGGUCGUCCCGGGACCAGGGCGCCUCUCAGCCCGGGCCCUCAGGAGACUUCGGCACUCUACGCACCAGACAACAUGACUUCCCCCUGCGUAUGCUCGUGCCUACUCAGUUUGUGGGAGCCAUUAUCGGCAAGGAGGGCCUUACCAUCAAGAAUGUCACUAAACAGACACAGUCCAAGGUGGACAUUCAUCGGAAGGAAAAUGCAGGUGCAGCAGAAAAGCCCAUCACCAUCCACUCAACUCCUGACGGCUGCUCCUCUGCCUGUCGUAUGAUCCUGGACAUCAUGCAGAAGGAGGCCAACGAGACCAAGACGACAGAGGACAUCCCUCUGAAGAUCCUCGCCCACAACAGCCUUGUGGGCCGGCUGAUUGGGAAGGAGGGCCGCAACCUGAAGAAGAUCGAGGAGGAGACAGGGACCAAGAUUACCAUCUCCUCGUUACAAGACUUAACCAUUUACAACCCUGAGAGGACCAUCACGGUGAAGGGCAGCUUGGAGGCGUGUUGUAAAGCCGAGGUGGAGAUCAUGAAGAAAUUGAGGGAAGCCUACGAGAAUGACAUUGCUGCUAUAAACCAACAGGCCAACCUGAUCCCAGGCUUGAACCUGAACGCUCUGGGCAUCUUCUCUUCUGGUCUGCCGGUGCUGCCCCCUGCUGCUGGACCACGUGGUGCAGUGCCCCCUGUGGCACCAGCAGGAUACAACCCAUUCUUAAGUCACUCUUCACAUCUCAGUGCUCUGUACGGGGUUCCUCCAGCAAGUGCCAUCACCCACCAGCACUCACAACAGGCUCCAGAACAGGAGGUUGUCUACCUCUUUAUUCCAACUCAGGCAGUCGGGGCCCUGAUCGGCAAGAAGGGCCAACACAUCAAACAACUCGCCCACUUCGCUGGAGCUUCCAUCAAGAUUGCCCCAGCUGACACCCCAGAUGUUACUGAGAGGAUGGUUAUCAUUACUGGAACCCCAGAGGCCCAGUUUAAGGCCCAAGGUCGGAUAUUUGGGAAGCUGAAAGAGGAGAACUUCUUCUCAGCGAAGGAGGAGGUCAAACUGGAGACGCACAUCAAGGUUCCCUCAACUGCAGCUGGCAGGGUCAUCGGUAAAGGCGGCAAGACGGUAAAUGAGUUGCAGAACCUUACGAGUGCUGAGGUCAUCGUACCGCGGGACCAAACUCCAGACGAGAACGACGAGGUCUUUGUGAAAAUCACCGGGCAUUUCUUUGCCAGCCAGACUGCACAGAGGAAGAUCCGGGAGAUCAUUCAGCAGGUCAAACAGCAGGAACAGAAACACCAGCAGGGCGCCGCUGUGUCACCGCACUACUCCAAGUGACCAGCGUGGUGGCUCCAGCGGGCGCCAGCCAAUGAAUGUAGCCCUCCCAAACGGACAGAGACCUACCCAGACAAAGGCCAAGGCCAAGGGGGACAUGCAGGGCAGACCAGCAGCACCGGGAUCAAAACCAAAGAACUUCACGAGGGGGGAAACAAGUGAGAGCCAAAGGCUGAGGGCAUUGUGUGCACUGCCAGCCCUGUGAGAGCAGAUAGUGGUAGAAACCAUACUGAUAUAAUAUAACAAAAAAGACCAAAAAAAAAAAUAUCUACAAGAAAGGUGGAAAUGGCAGAGAAUUUGGGAACUGUUGUCUUCACAGUUAAAAAGGUAAACAGAUAUUAGUAUGUCGCCCUGUUAUCGUUAUCUCUUUAGUUGGACUAACAUAGGCCUAACAAACUGAUAAAGCAACUGUAUUAACACAAGCGUAAACGAGGCAUUGUGAUUGAUAUUUUGGGUUAGAACGAGAGCGAGUGACAAUGGACACCUUCUCUCUCAAGAGUUUAAGAUUUUCAGAUUUUCAGAUUAAAUAUCAUUAGCAGUAUUAACACAGAGUAGAAAAAUAUAUUGAUACACACUGAGAGUAUGCACUGUUAUUUUUCUAUCGAAAUGACAGUAGGCUACAGUGUGGUGUAGUUUUUAAUGUUUGCUUGUUCCAGAGAUUGAUUGGGCUGUGACAGCCACAUAAAGCAGUUUCCCUUGUUUGUUCACAUUAUAGGCCACUGAAAACAAAAAGAAAAACCCCUAUAAGUAAAUAUGGUGAAUGGUUCUGAGUCUUUGUAACAAGCCUGUGUGUGUGCCAACGCAAAAGAUAACGUCCCUUUGAAAUGUCUCUCAGCAUUCAUUUAAUGCUUCACUUCUUUUUUUCUUCUUCUUUUUUUUUUGCUUAUUUCUGCUUCACUUUCUCAUCACUCUCUCUCAUCUGGCAUGUUUUUUUUUAAAUAGGAUAAAAAUAUUUGUUAGUCAAGAAAGACAUUUUCCCCCGUUUGAUAACAUUGAACUGACUGCCACUUUCACUCAACAGAAGUUAAAUGCAACAGAGGGAUUUUUUACACCAGUAAACUGGUAUCACUCUCCCAUACUGUACAGUUGACUAUAUCUACAUCCAUGCUUGUUGUCCUGAAAAAAAAAAAAUCUAAAUGUAUGUCUCUACAGACAUUCUUGGCAAUCAGAGCAAACAAAUUGGUGAACCUUUGCUUGUUAACAGGUGACCAGUCAUUUUGAAUGUGCCCCGCCACACACUCGGCCUUUUGAGGACAUCACAAGGGCCAGGAAAAAAUUUGAGCUGAAGGCCCAGAAAGGAGA
Molecule: messenger RNA, 3385 nt
Organism: Perca flavescens (yellow perch)
Lineage: Eukaryota; Metazoa; Chordata; Actinopteri; Perciformes; Percidae
Gene: igf2bp2a
Product: insulin-like growth factor 2 mRNA binding protein 2a
Exons: 16
Coding region: 251-2086 (611 amino acids)
Molecular function (GO): RNA binding
Source: RefSeq, a predicted model, not a curated record